CAAACGGGGUUCGAGGACCGAUACGCGCAUGAUCGGGCACCGCGCAGUCAGUCCGCUCCAGGCACCGAGCGCGGCCGCGCGCCGCCCGCGACCACACAACAAUUCAAAUAGUAAACAACGCGUUCCAACGUUCCGUUCCACGAAGUGCUGUGACAAAAAACAAAAAUGAGGCGGAAUCUCAAAAUCCUCUGCCUAGUUGCAGCUGCAUGGAUGCUAUUCCUCUUCUACUACAUGCAACCGGACUCCUCGCAGUCAAAGGAAGAAAACAUAGCUCUCCGUCUGAUCAAACAGCAUCCAGACGUCGAGGAAGCCGACAGCAGUCCAGCGUCCCCUGAAGAUGCGUAUGGCACCGGCAGCACCGGGAGGACCUACUUCGACGAGGGGGGGUACGUGGCGGGGGGGCUACGGGACUCGGACCCCUACGUCAGGAAUCGGUUCAACCAGGCGGCGUCUGACAACUUGCCUAGCAACAGGCCGGUGCCGGACACACGGAAUGCCAUGUGCCGCCUGAAGAAGUAUGAUGAUGACCUUCCUCAGACCAGCGUCAUCAUCACCUUCCACAACGAAGCGCGGUCGACCUUGCUUCGAACCGUUGUCAGCGUCCUGAAUAGGAGUCCGGAACAUCUAAUCAAAGAAAUUAUUCUAGUCGACGACUUCAGUGAUAACCCCGAAGACGGAGCAGCCCUUCGCUCCAUCCGCAAGGUGCGCGUGAUCCGCAACACGAAGCGCGAGGGGCUCAUGAGGUCGCGGGUGCGCGGCGCCGAUGCGGCCACCGCGCCCGUGCUCACCUUCCUGGAUUCCCACGUCGAGUGCAACGUGCACUGGCUGGAACCGUUGUUGCAGAGGAUCAAAGAGGACCCAACGCGCGUGGUGUGCCCCGUCAUCGACGUCAUCAGCAUGGACACCUUCCAGUACAUCGGCGCGUCAGCUGACCUUCGCGGAGGCUUCGACUGGAACUUGGUGUUCAAGUGGGAGUACCUAUCACAUGCGGAGCGCAGCGCUCGUCUCAAUGACCCGACGCAGGUCAUCCGGACGCCAAUGAUCGCGGGGGGCCUGUUCAGCAUGGACCGUCAGUACUUCGCCAAGCUCGGCAAGUACGACAUGCGGAUGGACGUCUGGGGCGGCGAGAACCUGGAGAUAUCUUUCAGGGUAUGGCAGUGCGGUGGCUCUCUUGAAAUCGUCCCGUGUUCCCGGGUGGGCCACGUGUUCCGCAAGCGCCACCCCUACACGUUCCCGGGAGGGUCGGGGGCGGUCUUCGCCAGGAACACCAGGCGGGCGGCCGAGGUCUGGAUGGACGACUACAAGGAACUGUAUUACCGGUCGCAGCCGCUUGCUAAGCAGGUGGAGUUUGGAGACAUUUCAGAGCGCGUGACGCUCCGCCAGAAGUUACACUGCAAGCCUUUCAGCUGGUACCUGGAGCACGUGUAUCCCGAGCUGCAGGUGCCCACCUUCGACGGCAGCUACCACGCCAUCACCCAGGGCAACCGCUGCCUGGACACCAUGGGGCACCUCAUUGAUGGGACCCUUGGCAUGUACCCCUGCCACAACUCCGGCGGGAACCAACUCUGGCGUUUCGAGAACGGUUUACUACGUCACCACAGCCUCUGCAUCGCACUAUCGCCUGAUGACCGCGUCACGGCCGUACUAGCUUCUUGCGACCCAGCAGACGACACCCAGCUAUGGAGAAGGAAGGGCCGUCUCCUCAGGCAUGCCAAACUCAACGCCUGUCUAGACUCAGACAGACCCUCGCUAUACAUUGACCAGUGCGACGAGGAAAAACUCAGCCAGCAUUUCAAUUUCUAAGUGCCUGAUCUGAUAGACGAUAGGGGAUCUUAACCUCAAGGUCGAUUAAGGUCACAUAGCCGAUGAGAUGUCAAAGCCGUGCGAAGCUCUGUGUGAUAAUAGGGAUGUUUCCUGGGUCAAAAAGCAAGAGUUUUAAUUAGUCCGACAGUUUACUUGUCAAAAAAUACUCUACACGUAUUUUUCACUUUUUCAAACUAAUGAAAAUUUAAAGAGUAAAGCGCGGCAAAGUUCAUAAUAAGAGGCCCGUGACAUCAAUGAGUGCAUAAAAGUGCCGCACUUUGUGACGUCGCGCGGAACUUCAACGCACCAUAACUAUGUAAUUAUUUGUUAGAUUGACAAAUAUAAAUAUAGGUGUCCAAUAUAUUUUGAUAUUAAACAUAACGGACUAAAAAAAAUUUUUUAGGAAACUAGCCUAUUCAUGGCCCCUGUAUCGUGUGCUGUGUGACCAUUCCGUAUUGUAUCGACGAUUGAGCAACCGGUAAUUGGUUUCCAAUUGUCCGUGUGCGAAUAUUGAAAUAUUAUGGAUAAAAUCUCAUAGCUAGUUUAGACGAGAUAAUUCUUAAUUCCUAUUUGUUAAGCUAUCAUGGAUCUAAUACCCGUUUGAUGCACUUCAGCCGUAUUACAGUUUGUAUAUAAUCUGGAAUAGCAUCCAUGAUAGCUAGGGUGUUGACUGAGUUUACAAAGGUAGGAUUAUAUAAAUGGAGGUUCUAACUACUCAAUUACUGUCUAGGGUUUAGUCACAAAAAAGACUUUUCGCUUUAACGAAAAUCUCGAAUUGGUAUGUACUUAUUCGUUUUGUUAGUAGCGUGGCACCGUCUUCAACAAAUCCUUCCUUACGUAGGUGCCAAACUAUCUUGUAAAUAUUUUCUUUAUUAAAAUUAUAGCAAACAUCAACAUUCCAUUUGAGUGAAAAUAAAAUAAUUGCGUAUUUAUUAUUUGUUAUUUUAUCAAUUUUGGUGAUGUUAAUUACAAAUUAUUUUUUAAAUAUUUAUUUGUUUCGAAAACUUAAAAUGUGAAUAAUAUCACUAAUAAUUAAGAUGAAAUAGAUUCUAAAAUAUAGUUACCAUUAGUUAUGUUUAGGGUAUUCUAAUUGUACUUCACUAUAAGUGCCGGGAACGUGGAAUGUGGAUUAUGUAGGUUAAAGACAUCGUAUCGCAGCUAAAGGGCGCUCACAAAGUAGAAAUAAUUUUAGUUAGUAUUAAAAAUAGUUCACUACCUACUAAACGUCCUAUUAAACCUAUGAUUUUAAGAUUACCUAAAUAUUCAAUCUGAUUCGCAUUUCAUCUUACUAAUGAGUAUUAAAUUUUUAUUUCAUUUACAAGUUUCAUCGAAAGCACACUACUUACCACAAUAUCAAAAGUUUUUUAGUGGAUUUUGUACUUCAAAAUCAGUAUACGGAAAUCAAUCGUUUAAGGUCUCAAUAUAGCGCUGGCGACGUUGAAAAAUAUUUAAGGCGCAUUUUAACUCGCAUGAUUGUCAAAUUAUAAAUGGACCUUGACAAGUUUAUUUUUACAAUUUGAUCGGUAUUAAUUAACGUCUUUAUUUGCACUUCAUCGGGGUUAUUUUAUUUUACAGUUUUACAAAUCCUUUCUUUAAUACAUUCUUUAUAUUCAUAUAGUCAUUCAACCAUUAGCCUCGUAUCGUUUAACAAAUUCGCCUUAUAGUACAAGUGAUCGUCACAAAAUUGUUUCUCGAAUAGAAUGUAACGUGUUAAGGAUUUUCAAUUUAUAAAAAUGUAAGAUAAUAAGAUAACUUCCUUUUAAAAAGGCCUAGAUAGAAAUUAUGCGUAUUUGAUUUUAUUUUUAAAUGUUUAUUUUUAAUAGCUUAUUAUAAAUACUCAUU
Molecule: messenger RNA, 3645 nt
Organism: Ostrinia furnacalis (Asian corn borer)
Lineage: Eukaryota; Metazoa; Arthropoda; Insecta; Lepidoptera; Crambidae
Product: polypeptide N-acetylgalactosaminyltransferase 2
Exons: 10
Coding region: 166-1803 (545 amino acids)
Biological process (GO): protein O-linked glycosylation
Cellular component (GO): Golgi apparatus
Molecular function (GO): polypeptide N-acetylgalactosaminyltransferase activity
Source: RefSeq, a predicted model, not a curated record